GAGGGGGACCGCGCAGUCAGGGCCAGCCACUUGUCAGUGCUGCUCUGAGGCGGAGGCUGCGCUGCGCGGGUCCGGAGCUUCUUCUGUUUUCUGGAACUGCACGUUGAACCCUGGGAACCAUGAGCAACUACAGUGUGUCACUGGUUGGCCCAGCUCCUUGGGGUUUCCGGCUCCAAGGUGGCAAGGACUUCAACAUGCCUCUGACCAUCUCUAGCCUGAAAGAUGGUGGCAAGGCGUCACAGGCACAUGUCAGGAUAGGCGAUGUGGUCCUCAGCAUUGAUGGCAUCAGUGCAAAUGGAAUGACUCAUCUUGAAGCCCAGAACAAGAUUAAGGGUUGUACUGGCUCCCUGAAUAUGACUCUGCAAAGAGCAUCAGCUGCAGCCAAGCCCGAGCCAGUUGCUGUGCAGAAGGGCGAACCCAAAGAAGUAGUUAAACCUGUGCCCAUUCCAUCUCCUGCCGUAUCCAAAGUCACUUCCACAGCCAACAUGGCCUACAAUAAAGCACCACGGCCCUUUGGUUCUGUGUCUUCACCAAAAGUCACCUCCAUCCCAUCACCGUCGUCUGCCUUCACCCCCGCCCAUGCCACCACUUCAUCACAUGCUUCCCCUUCACCCUUGGCCGCGGUCACUCCUCCCCCAUUCUCUGCGUCUGGGCUGCAUGCUAACGCCAGUCUUGGUGCUGACCAGUGUCCACCUGCACCGAGCACUGGUAAACCUGCAGUCAAUGUCCCACGGCAGCCCACAGCCACCAGCGUGUGUGCCGAGUCUGCUCAGGAGCUAGCAGAGGGACAGAGAAGAGGAUCCCAGGGUGACAUUAAGCAGCAAAAUGGCCCACCAAGAAAACACAUCGUGGAGCGCAACACGGAGUUUUAUCACAUACCCACUCACAGUGAUGCCAGCAAGAAAAGGCUGAUCGAGGACACUGAAGACUGGCGCCCACGGACUGGAACGACUCAGUCUCGCUCCUUCCGGAUCCUUGCCCAGAUCACCGGGACUGAGCAUUUGAAAGAAUCUGAAAAUGACAAUACAAAGAAGGCAAAUAGCACUCAGGAGACUUCUCAGCAGUCAUCAGCCUCCUCGGGAGCUUCCCCGCUGAGAGCAUCUGAGACCCUGGAGAGCCCAGGCUCCAGCAGGCCAGGAGUGGCCGGUGUCAGAACUGCUGCCGCUUUCAAGCCUGUAGGAUCCACCAGUGCCAUCAAGUCUCCAAGCUGGCAGCGACCAAACCAAGCAGCACCUUCUACUGGAAGAAUUUCAAACAAUGCAACUUUGGGUACAGGGGCACCUGUGAACUCAGCUGUGGGGCCGCCCCAGCCAAGUGACCAAGACACACUCGUGCAGAGAGCUGAGCACAUUCCAGCAGGCAAGCGAACUCCUAUGUGUGCCCACUGCAACCAAGUCAUCAGGGGACCUUUCCUUGUGGCUCUGGGGAAAUCUUGGCAUCCAGAAGAAUUUAACUGUGCUCACUGCAAAAAUACGAUGGCCUACAUUGGGUUUGUUGAGGAGAAGGGAGCUCUGUACUGCGAGCUAUGCUAUGAGAAGUUCUUUGCUCCUGAGUGUGGCCGGUGCCAGAGGAAGAUCCUUGGAGAAGUCAUCAAUGCGCUGAAACAAACCUGGCACGUGUCCUGUUUUGUGUGUGUGGCCUGUGGAAAACCCAUCCGUAAUAAUGUUUUCCACUUGGAAGAUGGAGAACCGUACUGUGAGACAGAUUAUUACGCCCUUUUUGGAACAAUAUGUCGCGGAUGCGAAUUUCCCAUAGAGGCUGGUGACAUGUUCCUGGAAGCUCUGGGCUCCACCUGGCAUGACACCUGCUUUGUGUGCUCUGUGUGUUGUGAAAGUUUGGAAGGGCAGACGUUUUUCUCCAAGAAGGACAAGCCACUUUGCAAAAAACAUGCUCAUUCUGUGAAUUUUUGAAAAUCAACAGUUCCAGGAAAGAGAAGAAAUUUGAAGAAAAGGAGGAAAAUUAAAAUUACCAUUUAAUUUUUAGUUUUAAUAUUUAUAUGGCAUUCUAAAAUAAUAGUAUCCCUGAAGGGAUAAACUCCAACAUUAAAACCCAAGUCUGUGAGAAAACACUUGGCUUCAGAAAGCCCAGAUAGUUUGGCAUUUAUUAUGACUUGCCUGUAUUUUCUGCCCAUGAAAUGGCCUUUAUAAAAAUCAAUUUCCUGGCUAUUAAGUUUAUCUUAGAAUAAAUUAGCAAAGGAUUACAUUUUAGAAUUAAAAAUUCUUGCCUCUAUGCUGAAGUACACUUUCUUUCAUUGUCAGGUAGCUAUGAGAAUCCACAGAAGGCAAUAAAAGUGCCUUAAACUUUAUUAAUAAGAAUAAAUUGUUUAAUAACCUAUUUUUAUCUUUAGAAUAGUAAGUAUGGGUUUAAAUACAUUUUAUGAGUAGGAGGUAUCUUUUUUUUCUUUUUAGUAUGUGCACAUGCUUUGGUCUUAUCAUUGGUCUUUUCAGUAAGAAGGUCCAGGAGAGUUUUUGAUCCAAGUGUGUCAUGCCUGUAAGAGAUUUUGUGACCUCCUAUGUUCUCCUACAGGCUGCCAUGUUGUUUAAGGCUGCAGAUGCUGGCCCCUCUUCAGAUGGGGCAGUUUGUCUGCAUUGUGUGUGGCCUAGCACCUGGCCUACACUGCCAUCUUUCAUUCCGAGAUGAAGAUAGUUUAAUAGUGUUAGAUGCUAAUAGUUUUUACUCUCUUUUUAGAAGAGAGUAGGUAAAAGAUAAAGGAAUAGAAAUUGGAGGAAUGAAGCAAUUGUACCUGGAAAGUAUAAAGAACCACUUCCCCCUUACAGAUAAUGGACUGAUUAAUUUUUACAGUUGUGUCUCUGACUGAAGAUUUGAAAAAUCCUUACCCAGUAAUUUUUUUUUUUGGGAGGGGGGGGUUGGGGAUUAUGAUAAGAUCCAAGUCUGUGUUGUUACUGUGUCUUUUGCUUAUUUGGAGUUGUUCUGGGAUUUUGUUUGUUUGGUUUUUGUUUGGGAUUCUUUUCUGAGUUAGGCAACUUUUACUCUCUGGUGGUUGGUAGUACGGGGGAACCAUGAUGUAUCACUUACAUCGCCCUGCCAUCUGUUCUCCGUGAUUGGGCAGAGCAUUGUGCAGGCACCACUUGUAGUCAGGAGAAUGACCGUGAGACCACUGUGCAGUGUGGCUCACUGCCCAGGGAGAAAACACAUUAUGAGAUUUAUUAUUUUUCUCUUUGUUUCUACAGUGAAUGAAAGCCCAGGAUCCUGCUGGGGUAUAGGUUGAAUCUGUUGGGGACAAGGUGUUUUCAAAAUCCAGACAGAAUUCCUAGGUUCUUGCUGUCCCUCUCCUUACCCCAUCACUCAAGUGUACCUGUUCACCCAUUGUGUGUGUGUUGGAGAGGAGGUCUUAAACUACAGUAUUUGUUUAACCUCCCCAAGAACUUUCAAGGCAUCUGUCCUGAAAGCUGCUAAUCUAUGGUCUAGUAAAUUUAUAUUAAAUGCAGAUAAUAGUGAAUGGGGAGGGGGAAUAAAUGAACAGCAGGGGUGACACCAAACCUUUGCAAACCAAAAGCUUCUCCAGUAGCAGCCCAGACUACCUCCUCAUCUGUGCCAGUAGGGAGGCUGGGAGUGUCAUCUCUGGACCUUCGUGCCUUAGGUCUCGUUGCUGCUGCAGUGACCAAUAGCAGACUUGAUGGCUCAUGUGCAUUAUCUCAGAUCUCAAUGUCAGGCUUUGGCUUUAUACUGCAAAAUAAAUUGGUGAUUUUGUUUUGAUGUGAUAGUUUUGUUUUGUCUUUUAGAUGAUGUGCCAAGGUAACAUUUGAGAACAUUUGCAUAUUUGACAACAUUUGCCUAUUCAAAAAAUUUUCUUUGACUUGGAUUCCUUAUAAAGUUAUCUUUCUUUAAUGAAAUCAUUUUUAUUUAGCCUUUAAUGCUUUGUGUUAUUUGUGGAGCAUAAUGCUGCAUAUUAUAACACUAUUUCUCUAAAUUUAAUUUCUAAAAGACUGUUGUGGCUUCCUGAUUUGGCAUUGUGUCUUUAUUCUUUUCCUGUUUUAUGGCAAGUUUUGUAUCCAUUCCUAAAGCAGUGACUCCUGGGAGAUGAGUUCUGAUCCUAACGGGAAGAGUCUGCCUGCAGUGAGGACUGGCAUGCUUCAUUUACCAGCAUGGAUCUCUUAAGCCUGGCACAGCACUUUGCUCUGCUGGCGACCUCCCUGGGUAUUCAUUAUAAGUCUUCUAUGUCAGUAGCAUUCUUUAUUACGUUUUCACUGAAGAACAUUGAGUUUUCCUCAUGCUAGAUGUAUAUUUUGAAGGCUCCAAAUGGAAACCAUAGUGCAUGACUCUUAAUGUUCCUCAUUCGAUUUCUCAUUCUCAAGACUUUGAUGGGCCCAGAUUAAUACUGCUGCUCUAAUUGUUUGGGCUAACUGUUGCCUGCUGAGAUAACAAUCUCUGCCUGUAUUCCUGGUGACUCCAUGUUUCCCGUUGGUGUGGUGGCCUUCCCCAUGUAAAACUAAAGCCUAAUUGUUUGACCAUAGUAUGAAAACAAAAGUAAUCAUUUAUCCUUUGAAUACUGAUAUAAAACUAUGUUUAAAAUUAUCUACAACAAAAUGUACUCUUUUCCAGGAACUUUAGGUUAGAAGAACUUCCAUAGAAAAGCAAUUGCUGCAGUGUGAAUCUGUGUGGCAUUAAAUUUUUGGCAUUUGCAGUUCAAUCAUCUCCAUUGGAGUGGAGGAAAACGUAUGAGAUAGUCUUAACACAAAUAUACCCUCAUUUCAUUCUGUCCUUCACCUCCAAAUGUCUAAGGUGUUGGAAUUAGAUGCUUUCUGUGUAUGCUGUCUUUUGUGUCUUUGCAUUUUUAAGUUUUUGUAUACCUGGUCUUUUGCUUUUUGAUGUUUUCUAAUUAAAAACAAAUCACAUGAGAAUUGUAAUCGGUAUAGUGAUACUUUAAUGAGCACAUACUCAAUAAACAACAGCAAUGACGGCAA
Molecule: messenger RNA, 4925 nt
Organism: Psammomys obesus (fat sand rat)
Lineage: Eukaryota; Metazoa; Chordata; Mammalia; Rodentia; Muridae
Gene: Pdlim5
Product: PDZ and LIM domain 5
Exons: 13
Coding region: 120-1910 (596 amino acids)
Biological process (GO): actin cytoskeleton organization; heart development; muscle structure development
Cellular component (GO): stress fiber; adherens junction; filamentous actin
Molecular function (GO): actin binding; muscle alpha-actinin binding
Source: RefSeq, a predicted model, not a curated record